AUUUUUACGUACGUGGUCUGCAAUGUUUAUUAGAUGUUUCUGAUCAUACGAAAUAACAUUUGCCAACUGUUCACAAUUAAUGAAAUAGUACAACUAACAGGCGUGGUUAUUUUUGAAGAAUGUCUGUAGAAAGUAAUAUUUUCGAUGACAAUGAGGCACAAUUACCGCAAGAUCUCGAAGAUGAUGUUGUGCAGGAGGUUCUCAAGACUGGAACAGAUCUUAGACAAUAUUCCAGACAAAUUGAAAAGGAACUCAAAGAAGUAGAAAACAAGUCAAUUCAAGAUUAUAUAAAAGAGAGUCUAAACAUAGCGAGCUUACACAACCAAAUUACAGCAUGCGACACUAUUUUGAAGAAAAUGGAGUCCAUGCUCUUAGGUUUUCAAUCUGAUCUAGGAAGUAUCAGCUCUGAGAUUCUUUAUUUACAACGUAAAUCAAAAGCUAUGAGCCAACAGUUGUCGAAUCGUCAGACAAUACGUGGACCACUUAGUCAAUUUAUUGAAGAUAUGACAGUAUCUGAAGCCCUAAUAUCAGGUAUUAUGGACUGUCCUGUAACGGAGACAGAAUUCUUAGAACAGCUAAAGAAUCUCAAUCACAAAAUUAACUUUGUUAAGGAACAGAGCUUUAAGGAAGCGAAAUCUUGUUUAGAUGUAAAAGAUAUUUUAGAAAAGCUGAAGGUUAAAGCGAUGAGCAAAAUACGAACUUACCUUUUGGAACAGGUUUAUAAAUUUAGGAAACCUAUGACAAACUAUCAAGUACCGCAGAAUAAUAUGUUGAAAUACAAAUUUUAUUUUGAGUUCGUUCUCGCUAAUGAAAGAAAUGUGGCUGAGGAAAUUUGUGGUGAAUACGUGGAUACGAUGAGCAAGAUUUAUUAUUCGUAUUUCAAAUCUUAUUCAUCAAGACUGAUGAAAUUACAAUUUGAGGAAGGUGCCUCGAAAGAUGAUUUAAUGGGUGUGGAGGAUACGGCAGGCAGAGGAAUUUUCCAUAAAACUUCCUUGAAACACAGAGGAACCGUAUUUUCUAUCGGAAUGAGAGGCGAUGUCUUAAGUUCUGAACUUGAAGCUCCCAUUAUUGUUCCACAUACAGCUUCGAAAAUCAGGUAUCAUUACGAAGUCUUAUUUAGAAGCGAGCAAUAUGCUUUAGUCGAUAAUGCGUGCCGUGAAUAUUUGUUCCUAACAGAAUUUUUUAAAGUACGGUGCCCACAAGCGAUGGACGUUUUCAAUCAGGUAAUGGGAAAAACACUGGGAAUGAUGUUAAAGAAUCUGGAAUCAUUUGUUGAUGAUUGUUACGACACGAUUGCUCUUUUUCUUUGUCUGCACAUGGCAAUGCGAUAUCAGUUGACGUGUCAUAAACGGGCGGUACCAGCGUUGGACAAGUAUUGGGACAAUGUCUCCUCCGUCAUUUGGCCUCGAUUCGAGCACAUUUUUCAACUCAAUAUUCAGAGUAUAAAAGACUGUGAUCCUGUUAAAUUCAGCAAGGAAACAGGACCACAUUACAUUACUAGAAGGUAUGCAGAAUUUAGUGCUGCUAUGGUUGGCAUUAGUGAAGGAUUUCCUUGUGAAGGGGCCACUCAACUUUUAGCAGAAUUGAGAGAAGCUGUUCAGUGUUUCUUGUUGAGAAUGGCUGCUAUUUUUCCACAACGAACGCAACAACUAGUCUUUCUGAUCAACAAUUAUGAUCUUAUUCUUGGAGUUCUAAUGGAGCGGACAAGGGACAACUCUAAAGAAGCUGAAAGUUUCAGGGAACAAUUAAAUGCUCGUUCUUCCGAGUAUGUCGAGGAAGUCUUAAGUCCACACUUUGGUAGUAUAAUGCAGCUUGUUAAGGAAUCCGAGGCCUCCAUUGAAAAAGGACAAACUGAAGAUGGGAAACGACAGGAGGGUAAAGCUCUUGUCCUUGUGCAAUCGUUUACAAACAAUUGGAAGCGUGCUCUCGAGGAAAUUAAUCGCGAAGUUUUGCGAUCCUAUCCUAGUUUAGUACUUGGAACGACUCUCGUGCAACGUGCAAUGACUCAAUUGGUUCAGUAUUACAACAGAUUCCAUAAAAUUCUGCCUAGUAAUGCGCGGCCGCAAUUAACCAACAUUCACCACAUUAUGGUUGAAAUAAAAAAGUAUAAAGCUAAUUACUAGAUCUGUUAUAUCUUAUAAUUGUACAUAAUUUUACACAAAUAAAUGUGUAUACUCGAACCUUCGCAA
Belonocnema kinseyi is the source of this 2189-nucleotide messenger RNA. It is a transcript of the gene Vps52, whose product is annotated as vacuolar protein sorting-associated protein 52 homolog. The record is from RefSeq and is a predicted model, not a curated record. Gene Ontology annotation, cellular component: GARP complex. The transcript is spliced from 9 exons. Lineage: Eukaryota; Metazoa; Arthropoda; Insecta; Hymenoptera; Cynipidae. Gene Ontology annotation, biological process: Golgi to vacuole transport; lysosomal transport; retrograde transport, endosome to Golgi. Gene Ontology annotation, molecular function: syntaxin binding. The coding region runs from base 120 to 2123 and encodes 667 amino acids.